Eubalaena glacialis (North Atlantic right whale) is the source of this 927-nucleotide messenger RNA. RefSeq names its product olfactory receptor 4N5. Lineage: Eukaryota; Metazoa; Chordata; Mammalia; Artiodactyla; Balaenidae. Gene Ontology annotation, biological process: G protein-coupled receptor signaling pathway. Gene Ontology annotation, cellular component: membrane. Bases 1 to 927 code for a protein of 308 amino acids. Gene Ontology annotation, molecular function: olfactory receptor activity; G protein-coupled receptor activity. The transcript has a single exon. The record is from RefSeq and is a predicted model, not a curated record.
AUGGUGAAGGAGAACAGCACAAUGGUGACAGAAUUCAUCCUCCUUGGUUUGACCCAGUCUCAAGAGGCUCAGCUCCUGGUGUUUGUACUAGUCCUAAUUUUCUACCUCAUUAUCCUCCCUGGAAAUUUCCUCAUCAUCCUCACCAUCAGGUCAGACCCUGGUCUCACAGACCCCCUCUAUUUCUUUCUGGGCAACUUGGCCUUCCUGGAUGCAUCCUACUCCUUCAUUGUGGCUCCCAGGAUGCUGGUGGACUUCCUCUCUGAGAAGAAGGUGAUCUCCUAUAGAGGCUGCAUCACUCAGCUCUUUUUCCUGCACUUCCUUGGAGCAGGGGAGAUGUUCCUUCUUGUUGUGAUGGCCUUUGACCGCUAUAUUGCCAUCUGUCAUCCUUUACACUACUCAACUGUCAUGAACCUUAGAGACUGCUACUCCUUGUUGUUGGCUCUGUGGCUUGGGGGCUUUACUCAUUCCAUUUUACAAGUGGCCCUUAUUCUCUACCUGCCCUUCUGUGGCCCAAACCAGCUGGACAACUUCUUCUGUGAUGUGCCACAAGUCAUCAAGCUGGCCUGCACUGACACCUUUGUGGUGGAGCUCUUGAUGGUCUCCAACAGUGGUCUGCUCACCCUCCUGUGCUUUCUGGGGCUUCUGGCCUCCUAUGCAGUCAUCCUCUGCCAUGUAAAGGGGCACUCCUCUGAAGGGAAGAGCAAGGCUCUUUCCACGUGCACCACACACAUUAUCAUUGUGUUUCUCAUGUUUGGCCCUGCCAUCUUCAUCUACACUCACCCCUUCAGAGCCUUCCCAGCUGACAAAGUGGUUUCUCUCUUUCACACUGUAAUCUUUCCUUUGAUGAACCCUGUAAUUUAUACCCUUCGCAACCAGGAAGUGAAAGCUUCCAUGAGGAGGCUAUUGAGGCAGCACGUGGUUUGCUGA